This is a messenger RNA of Pleurotus ostreatus (oyster mushroom), 906 nucleotides long. RefSeq lists its product as uncharacterized. Gene Ontology annotation, cellular component: methionine adenosyltransferase complex. Lineage: Eukaryota; Fungi; Basidiomycota; Agaricomycetes; Agaricales; Pleurotaceae. The transcript has 8 exons. Gene Ontology annotation, molecular function: methionine adenosyltransferase regulator activity. The record is from RefSeq and is a predicted model, not a curated record. Bases 1 to 906 code for a protein of 301 amino acids. Gene Ontology annotation, biological process: S-adenosylmethionine biosynthetic process.
AUGCCGUCAAAGGUGAAGGUCCUCGUCACGGGAGCUUCUGGUGUUCUCGGUUCCGCUGUGAGCGCUGCCUUGAGAGAUCACGGCGGCCUCGACGUCACUUCUCUGUCGAACACACGAACCGGAGAGGGCUUGAUCCAGCUUGAUCUUCUUGAUUCCAAGAAAGUAGAUGAGUUUAUUGAGAAGCUGAGACCUGACUGGGUCAUUCAUUGUGCCGCGGAAAGGAGACCAGACGUUGCCGAACAGGAUCCUCAGAAGACACAAGCUUUGAAUGUCUCCGUGCCGGAACACCUGGCGAAACUUUCCAAAUCGCUGGGCUUCCGUUUAGUCUAUAUAUCCACCGACUAUGUGUUCGAUGGAACUUCUCCGCCGUAUGCUCCUUCUGCGACUCCCAACCCACUCCAACUUUACGGACGCACUAAAAGAGAUGGGGAAUUGGCCGCCCUUGGUUUGAGUGGCGCAGAUGUCAUCGUGCUCCGCGUCCCAGUCUUAUAUGGACCCGCGCCGAAGAAUUCCGACUCUGCCGUGAACAUCUUAAUCGAUGUCGUUAAGGACCAAUCUGGAAAGCAAUACAAGAUGGAUCACUAUGCCACCCGAUAUCCCACUAAUGUCCUCGAUAUCGCAGGCUUUUUGGCUAGACUUACGGAUUUCAAGGGUGUUAUCCCUCCCAUACUGCAUUAUUCCGCCGCUGAGCCAUUCACUAAGUACGAAAUGUGCUUGAUCUUCUCGAAGAUACUUGGUUUGCCCCAUGGUCACAUCAUCCCAGACGACCAACCUCCAACAGGAGCAGGUGCUACCACUCGUCCAAGGAACACGCAACUGUAUACGAGGGAGACCGAAAGCCUCGGCGUCGAAGGAGGGUUGGGCCUGACUUUGUUCGAAGAGUGGUGGUCUGAGUACCUCAAAUAG